Ricinus communis (castor bean) is the source of this 1259-nucleotide messenger RNA. Its product is annotated as proliferating cell nuclear antigen. Gene Ontology annotation, molecular function: DNA binding; DNA polymerase processivity factor activity. NCBI's taxonomy places the organism in Eukaryota, Viridiplantae, Streptophyta, Magnoliopsida, Malpighiales, Euphorbiaceae. Gene Ontology annotation, cellular component: PCNA complex. Gene Ontology annotation, biological process: translesion synthesis; leading strand elongation; regulation of DNA replication. Bases 228 to 1028 code for a protein of 266 amino acids. The transcript is spliced from 4 exons. The record is from RefSeq and is a predicted model, not a curated record.
ACACCCCGGUUUCCUUCUAUUCAAUGGUAUAUUUCUGGUUCCCUCCAUUAUAAAAACGAUGGCGGGAACUAAAGUCUAACUCCUCCAAAAGUCCCGCCAACCCCAAAAUCUCCCUACCUCUCCUUUUAAAACCCUAGUCGCCACCUCUCACUUACUCUUGCCCACACGAUCUUUGGAAACAAAACCCUAACCCUAAUCCUAAUUUGAAGGAAAAAAAAACAGCCAAAAUGUUGGAGCUAAGGUUGGUGCAAGGAUCAUUGCUAAAGAAGGUUUUAGAUUCAAUCAAGGACUUAGUGAACGAUGCCAACUUCGACUGUUCAUCGACGGGAUUCUCCCUUCAGGCAAUGGAUUCGAGCCACGUGGCACUUGUGGCACUGCUUCUAAGAUCGGAGGGUUUUGAGCAUUAUCGAUGUGACCGUAAUAUCUCAAUGGGGAUGAAUCUGAAUAAUAUGUCUAAAAUGUUGAGGUGCUCUGGUAACGACGACAUCAUCACUAUCAAAGCUGACGAUGGCAGUGAUACCGUCACUUUCAUGUUUGAAAGUCCCACACAAGAUAAAAUUUCGGAUUUCGAGAUGAAGCUCAUGGACAUUGACAGUGAGCACCUAGGAAUUCCUGAGGCAGAAUAUCAUGCUAUUGUCAGGAUGCCAUCAGCUGAGUUUGCAAAAAUUUGUAAAGAUCUUGGAAGCAUUGGGGAUACUGUUGUUAUAUCUGUUACAAAGGAAGGAGUAAAGUUCUCCACAAGGGGUGAUAUUGGGACUGCUAAUAUUGUUGUCAGGCAGAAUACUACAGUAGAUAAGCCAGAAGAAGCCACCAUCAUUGAGAUGAAUGAACCAGUGUCCUUGACAUUUGCUCUGAGAUACAUGAACUCCUUCACCAAGGCAACUCCAUUGUCAAGCACAGUUACAAUCAGCUUGUCUUCUGAACUGCCUGUUGUGGUGGAGUACAAGAUUGCUGAAAUGGGUUAUAUCAGAUUCUACUUGGCUCCUAAGAUCGAAGAGGAUGAGGAUGAAACUAAGCCCGAAGUUUAAUUCUACUUUGUCAUUUUAUGUUCACUGAAAGCACACUCCUUGAGGUUUUGAUUAUGGUGCUUGUCAUUUUGGUCGAUAUUUACCUGUAAAAACCUCAUCAUGUGGUAGUUUGUAGAAUCCUUAAAUUUUCUUUUAGUGCUAAGAUUUUUAGGUACUAUUUUGUGAGAAACAAGUGACCUUUUUCUAUCAAUGUUCAUAGAAUCCUUCUUAUUAAUGAAUUAGUUCUGCUCA